Molecule: messenger RNA, 4513 nt
Organism: Phalacrocorax carbo (great cormorant)
Lineage: Eukaryota; Metazoa; Chordata; Aves; Suliformes; Phalacrocoracidae
Source: RefSeq, a predicted model, not a curated record
GGGGAGCGGCCUCGCGCGCGCGCGUGGAGGAGAGAGGGAGCGGGCGAGCGAGGCGGUUACGUGACGGUGGUGGGUGUCGCUGCCGUUGCUUUGUGAGCACAUUGGGCAGAUUUUCUAUUUUGUACAUACAUUGUUUUGUAUAUACUGUAUAUGAUGACUUCAGUGGGCAGUGAACGUACCCGGGGCACUCGGGACAAAAUGCAAAUUUCAACCACACAGCCAACACAACCACAGAAACAAGUAGUACAGGUGACAGCAGAACAGAUUCGCCUUGCUCAGAUGAUCUAUGAAAAGAACGACGCAGAUUUUGAAGAUAAAGUGAAACAACUUAUGGAAGUGACGGGGAAAAACCAAGAUGAGUGCAUAGUGGCACUACAUGAUUGUAAUGGGGAUGUGAACAGAGCAAUCAACAUACUGCUGGAAGGAAGUUCAGACACGACUUCUUGGGAGACUGUAGGGGGAAAGAAGAAAAGCCUUGGAAAGGAAAGUUCAGAAAACAAAGAGAAUAGAGAAAAACGAGGGGACAGAGAAGUGAGUCGUGGAUGGGGAAGUUCCAACAGACGGGGAAGAGGAGGCAGCCGUGGCCAAGAGUUUAGAGCUGAAGAGAAUGGAGUGGACAACAAUCAAGGAGACAGGCCUUCAGACCGUGGGAAACGUGGCCGUGGGAGAGGGUUUGGACAUGGCAGAAGGAGAGGAGCGGGGAGGUUUUCAGCCCAAGGCAUGGGGACAUUUAACCCUGCAGACUAUACGGAGUCUUCUGCCACUGAUGGCUUUGGGACAAAAUCAGAGAUUUGGGAGACUGGUCAGAAUGAUGCAGAUGAUGGAACUGAGCCAACACAGAGCAGAUGUUACCUUGCUCAGGACCUGCCAAAUAAUUUUGGAUUCCAAGGAGCAUGGAAAAACUCCAUAGAAGAAUGGACAGCAGAAGACUGGAAUGAAGAUCUUUCAGAAACAAAAGUCUUCACUGCUUCCUCUGUUCCAGCUGAGAAUCAUGUGACUACUGGGCAAAGCAUUGAUUUGGUAACACUGCUUCAAAAGCCUGUGACUUCUACCCAAGAGACAGAAGGCAACUCAUUUGAGGCUCCCCAGCAGCAGAGCUUUGGUCAAGCUCUAGUCUUCACAAAUUCUCAGCACAGCACCCAGAUGGCAUCAGGAACUGGCAGCUCCAGUGCUGUAAAUUCUUAUUCUCCUCAAAGUCUGUCUGCAGUUCUUUGUUCUGGCUUUGGAGAACUUGGAUCCUCUAAAUUGGCAAACUCUACUGGAUCCCAAAUCUUGGACCAAUUGAAAUCUCCAAGUUUGAGUCAGUUUACCUCUCAACAAAGCAGCAGUAGCUCUACCACCACUACCACAACUAUUACGUCAUCCUGGGAUCUAAAACUGCCCGCUACCCAGUCCUCAGUCCUCAGUAAGUUUGACUUUAAAUCCCAGCCUGAACCAUCCCCAGUUCUGAGCCAGCUGACCCAACGACAGAAACAACAAAUACAGGCAGUCCCUGUUCCUCCUCCUGGGCUGGAGUCAUCCUCCUCCCAGGUAAAAUUCCGUGAGCCAUCACCAGUAGACACCUCCACAGCUGUUAGCAAAAUAUUACAGCUCCCUGCUAUAUCUAUGGAUAACCAGGCAGUGACUGCCCAUCAAACCCAGCAGAAACAGAUAAAACCACCAAAACGGAGGAUAACUCCAGCAUCCAAGAUUCCUGCCUCUGCAGUGGAGAUGCCUGGGUCAGCGGAUGUGACAGGGUUAAAUGUUCAGUUUGGAGCUCUGGAGUUUGGAUCAGAGCCUGCACUCCCAGAGUUUGGAUCAACUUCAAGCAGUGAGAAUACCAGCCAGGCGACCAACAAUAGCUUGUACUCAAAAUCUGUAAAGUAUGCUGAUCCUUUGAAUACCUCUUUGCCAAUAUCCAAUACAGUACAGGAGUCCACCUACACAACCUCUGCCAUCACCUCUUCCAGUCUGACCUGCUCAUCCCAGAGCACUAGCCCAAUAACAACAACUUCCUCCUAUGACCAGACUUCUGUGCAUAGUAGAACAGCAUACCAAAGCUCCAUGGCUCCAUCUGAAUCAACCCCUGUUGCAGUUAUGAACAGGCACAGUGGUGUUAGAACACAGGCAACUCUUGACACUACUUCAUCAGUUCCAGUGCCUAAGACAGAGCCUUCUCCUUUGCUACCUUCUGCUGGUUCUCUGUCUAGCGUGGUAUCCACCACCGCUUCACUUCUGCCUUCAGCAUCGCAGCAUGCAGUGACAUUGCCCAGCUUGCCUCAGUCCAGUGAUUUGGCCAGCAGCUCACUUUCCCAGUUAAGCAGCUCCCUUUCCAAUCAUCAGAGCAGCCUCUCCCCUGCCUCAGUGUUGUCUUCAAGCACAUCACAUGCACACACUAGUGUUGAGAACACAACUUCGCUCCAGCCCUCAACCUUUUCAACUGUUUCAACCUCAGCCACUAGCACCACCUCUUCAGUUGUCAGCAUGGCAAGCAGUAUGAACACUACGAACAGCCUUGGCCUGAGCGUUACCAGUGUGUCUAUACCAGCUGCUACCACACGGGCAGCUCCCUUAGUGUCUUCAGGCAAAGCUCCCCCAAACCUGCCCCAAGGUGUACCACCCUUGUUGCAUAACCAGUAUAUUGUGGGACCUGGAGGACUUCUGCCUGCCUACCCACAGAUUUAUGGUUAUGAUGAUCUCCAAAUGCUUCAGUCCAGGCUGCCAAUGGAUUACUAUGGAAUUACAUUUUCUGCUCCUGCAACCUUAACAGGCAGAGAUGGGAGCCUUGCUAACAACCCAUACUCAGGUGACAUAACAAAAUUUGGCCGUGGGGAUUCUGCCUCCCCUGCUCCUGCUACCACGCUUGCCCAGCCGCAGCAGAACCAGACGCAGACUCACCAUACAACUCAGCAGCCCUUCCUCAACCCAACCCUGCCCCCGGGGUACAGCUACACUGGGUUACCUUAUUAUGCUGGUGUGCCCGGCAUACCCAGUGCAUUCCAGUAUGGGCCAACCAUGUUUGUACCUUCAGCAUCUGCUAAACAGCAUGGAGUCAACCUGAACACAACAUCGACUCCUUUCCAGCAAACGAGUGGCUAUGGGCAGCAUGGCUAUGGAGCAGGCUAUGAUGACUUAACGCAGGGAACGGCAGCUGGAGAUUACAGUAAAGGAGGCUACAGUGGGUCAUCUCAAGCACAAAACAAAUCUGCUGGCACUGGACCUGGGAAAGGUGUUUCUGUGACCUCAAGUAACACAGGUGUGCCUGAUAUCAGUGGCUCAGUCUAUAACAAGACUCAGACAUUUGACAAGCAGGGAUUCCACACUGGCACACCACCUCCUUUCAGCCUGCCCUCUGCUCUUGGAUCGACUGGGCCCCUGAACCCUGGUGCUGCCCCAGGUUAUGCUCCAGCCCCAUUUCUCCAUAUCCUGCCAGCGCAUCAGCAGCCUCAUUCCCAGAUGCUGCAUCACCAUCUCCAGCAAGAUGGGCAGGGUGGAUCUGGCCAACGCAACCAACCCAGCACCAUGCAGCAAAAGGCUCAGACUACCAAAACUGCCUAUGGCACUUCUCCAUACUGGACAAACUAAAUCUGAAACCAGGGAGGGGGUAGGAAAUGAAAAGAGAGGAAGAGAAAAGAAAAAGAAAAUAUGAAGCCCAUUCCUAGAAUUACUAGGAAAAGACACAACUGCUCAGCCAAACAUCUGUGUGGGGAGAACUGCAGCCAGCUGUCCUCUGUGUGACUUGCCUGCUUCCUCUCUGAUUUGCUGUUUUAUGCAAUAUAUUUAUGUAUGUAUUUGUAAAUGUAAUAGAGCCUAAAUGUGGUUUUCUGCAUCUUUGCAGCCUGUUUUAUUUUCUUUGUAGGAAAACUAAUUAUUCAUCUCCCAUCUGCAGCCAGGGCAUCCUUCCUUAUUUUUUUAAGCUUUGUAACUCUGACAAAGACAGGCCACCAUUUUUUUUGGGCUGGAGCCCAUUUAGUUAAUGCAGUUCUAAAUUCAGUCAAAUAAGGAGACCUGAUCCCCCUAAAAAAAAAAGCAAGAUGUGUCCUGUUGGUUUGAUAUCUGCCUUCAGUCCCCAAUAUAGCUGUUAUGUUAAAAAGAAGGGGAAAAAAAAUGUGUGUUGGGCCUUCCCUGUCUUUUUUGUCUCUUCCAUCCUGCUGUGGAAGAUGAACUCUUGUGGGCAGUUUUGUCACUGUAGCCCUGGGCUGCAGCAUGACCUCUUUAUUUUUCAAUUUUUGAACAACAAUAAAGUGGGGUGGUUUUGUUUGUUUCCCUAGCAAGAGCCUUUGGAUGGCUCAGUGUGUCCUGGAACCUCCUUUGCAGCAUUAGAGGCAAAAACAAUGUAGUGGUUUCUUAAGUAUAAGCUGUCUUGUACCUCUUUUUGCCCAGGAAAGCCAGAGCUAUUGGAUAGAAACUUCACUUUAAAACAAAGACCCUGGAGGCAACUCCUGGUCCUUCUUGUCCUGCACCAGUGCAGUAAAUGUUUUAGGAGUUUCAUUUCUUUUUAGCCCUUCCUCCACCUAAUAAAGAUUUAAUUCUA